Molecule: messenger RNA, 990 nt
Organism: Telopea speciosissima
Lineage: Eukaryota; Viridiplantae; Streptophyta; Magnoliopsida; Proteales; Proteaceae
Exons: 2
Coding region: 105-956 (283 amino acids)
Biological process (GO): defense response
Source: RefSeq, a predicted model, not a curated record
UCCCCAUUUCUUGAUUUAUUCUUCUUGAAUCGAAUCAGAAGUUCAGAGACGUUCAUUACAGGGGAAAAGAGGAAGGGAGAAAGAGACAGAAAGAAAGACGAAGCAUGGAAACACAUCUCCUGGAGAUCAACUUGAUCUCUGCUCAGGGCCUCAAGACUCCCUCUCCCAACCUGCGUCGGUUGCAGACGUAUGCAUUGGCGUGGGUGAACCCAACCACCAAGCUCCGCACUCGUGUCGACAUUGUAGGCGGUGAAAACCCUACCUGGAAUGAUAAAUUCAUCUUCAGAGUCUCCCCGGACUUUCUCUCCAGCGAUACCUCGGCCGUUUCCGUUGAGAUCUACGCCAUCGGCUGCCUCAAAGAUGCCCUCAUCGGCACUGUUAGGUUCUUGGUCGGAAACUGCCUCUCCCCUGCAGUUUCAGUUUCUUCCCCUGACACAGUCGUCGCCGGCGUCGGCAUUCCUUGCUUCAUCGCUCUCCAAAUCCGCCGCCCCUCUGGCAGAUUUCAUGGCAUUCUCAACCUUGGAGCCAUGUUGAUCAACGGCUUAGACCUCCUCGGCUUGACGGAAUUCUCGGCGAUUGGGUACCGUGACAUGAUGGGCCAUCAACACCACCGGCACCACCGACGCCACCGACACAAACACCAACACCAACACCGCAGGCGGGAGCAAUCGAACAAGAGCAGUGAGGAACAGUCCGAUUCUUGCGAUAAUUCGUGUGCAGACUCCGGUGAUUAUUCCGACGCUGAAACGUCUUCGGCUUCGUCUACGUCGACCUCAUCGACGGUUCUGCAAGAUUGUAAUGGAAGAAGAGACAUUGCUGCGGAUGGGAACGAAAAAGAUUUGGUGGACUUUGGAGGAUCGCUUUGCGGGUUAGGGUUUCAGCGGAAGAAGAAUCAUAUUAAUAUGAAUCUAGCGCAAUGCUGCACGCGUUGGGGUUUCGGUGGACCUCUCGGCUGACUCCGUUGGAUUAGAACCUGCAAUUUUUUUUUGC